This is a messenger RNA of Esox lucius (northern pike), 4475 nucleotides long. RefSeq names its product importin subunit alpha-4. Gene Ontology annotation, cellular component: cytoplasm; nucleoplasm; nucleus. Bases 204 to 1769 code for a protein of 521 amino acids. Lineage: Eukaryota; Metazoa; Chordata; Actinopteri; Esociformes; Esocidae. Gene Ontology annotation, molecular function: nuclear import signal receptor activity; protein binding. The transcript has 17 exons. Gene Ontology annotation, biological process: NLS-bearing protein import into nucleus. The record is from RefSeq and is a predicted model, not a curated record.
CGGCCUCUGGAUGUGAUGCCGUCUGUGGCUAGGAUCCCAUAAAAAAUAGGACAACACGUCUCAGUCUGAGCUCCUCCCCACUACCCCGCUGCGUUCGGUUACGUCUAGCCGGCCCCGCUGUAAUCCGCAGCGUAGAUAUCGUGCUCCGUCUUUCACGGGAGAUCACGAACGCCGGAGUACUAGUCUCAACCCAGCACACAGCCAUGGCAGAAAACGCCGGCUUGGAUAACCACCGUAUCAAAAGCUUCAAAAACAAGGGACGCGAUGUCGAGACCAUGAGGAGGCAUCGGAACGACGUGACCGUUGAGCUGAGGAAGAACAAACGAGACGAGCAUCUACUGAAGAAGAGGAACGUUCCUCACCAGGAGAGCCUGGAAGACUCUGACCUUGACUCUGACUCCAAAGGGCAAAAUGUCACGCUAGAGGCCAUCUUACAGAACGCCACCAGUGAUGAUGCUGUGGUCCAGCUCAGUGCUGUUCAGGCCGCUAGGAAACUCCUCUCCAGUGACAGAAACCCUCCCAUCGAUGACCUGAUAAAGUCUGGAAUCCUGCCCAUCCUGGUCAAAUGUCUGGAGCGAGAUGACAAUCCGUCCCUCCAGUUCGAGGCAGCCUGGGCCCUGACAAACAUAGCAUCUGGAACGUCACAGCAGACCCAGGCUGUGGUCAAAUCCAAUGCGGUUCCUCUGUUCUUGCGGCUCCUCCACUCUCCCCAUCAGAAUGUGUGUGAACAGGCGGUUUGGGCGCUCGGCAACAUCAUAGGGGACGGACCACAGUGCAGAGAUUACGUCAUCUCCCUGGGCGUGGUCAAGCCUCUGCUGUCCUUCAUUAACCCCUCCAUCCCCAUUACCUUCCUCCGCAACGUCACCUGGGUGAUCGUCAACCUCUGCCGCAACAAGGACCCACCCCCCCCCAUGGAGACUGUGCAGGAGAUUCUCCCUGCAUUGUGUGUUCUAAUAUACCACACAGACAUCAAUAUACUAGUGGACACCGUCUGGGCCCUGUCCUAUCUGACCGACGGUGGGAAUGAACAGAUCCAGAUGGUCAUAGACUCUGGCGUGGUUCCCUUCCUGGUCCCCCUGCUUAGCCACCAGGAGGUCAAAGUUCAGACGGCGGCUCUGAGAGCGCUGGGGAACAUUGUGACGGGGACAGACGAACAGACUCAGGUGGUGCUCAACUGUGAUGUCCUCUCGCACUUCCCCAACCUGCUCACGCACCCCAAGGAGAAGAUCAACAAGGAAGCAGUGUGGUUUCUGUCCAAUAUCACGGCAGGGAACCAACAACAGGUCCAGGCGGUUAUUGAUGCAGGCCUCAUCCCAUUGAUCAUCCACCAACUGGCCAAGGGGGAUUUUGGCACUCAGAAGGAGGCAGCCUGGGCCAUCAGCAACCUCACUAUCAGUGGCAGGAAAGACCAGGUGGAGUACCUGGUGCAGCAGAAUGUGGUGCCUCCGUUCUGCACUCUGCUGUCAGUGAAGGACUCCCAGGUGGUCCAGGUGGUCUUGGAUGGACUCAAGAACGUACUCAUCAUGGCUGGAGACGAGGCCAGCACCAUCGCUGAGAUCAUAGAGGAGUGUGGAGGUCUAGAAAAGAUUGAGAACCUUCAGCAACACGAGAAUGAGGACAUCUACAAACUGGCCUUUGAGAUCAUUGACCAGUACUUUUCAGGCGAUGAUAUCGACGAGGAUCCCAGCUUGAUUCCUGAAGCCACUCAAGGAGGGACUUUCAACUUUGACCCCGCCACAAACCUGCAGACGAAGGAGUUCAAGUUCUAGGAGUCAGUCUUGAGCUGCACCGGUCAACCCCACCCAGACAUUCAUCCAUCUCUCUCCUCCAACCAGGCAACCUUCUGCAGAUGGGUGGAGUCCACCUACCAUCACUAUCCCCUUCAACACGGUCACCCAGCACCACUGCAAUAUUUCACUUCUGAAGAGUCCCUGAAAACACUCAACCUGGCAACUCGACCCCUGCGUUUCCUGGUACUUCGUCCAGGACCAAUCUAGGGAGGGGAUUCGGGGAGUCGUAGUCAAUGCUGUCAAAUGUCACUCAAAAAUAACAAGGAACGAGGGAAGGAAGAAAGAAGAAGCCUUUGCGGCAAUAUUUUUGAAUUGCCAAAUGUCACUACACACUCACACAGGCACAAAAACAAACAGUUGAACACUGACACUUGGAAAGAAUUAGCGCAUACUUGAUUUAGAUGCCAUUAUACCACAGAUGGAGAAAGGACGCUGUUGUUUGUUUGCGGUUUAUUUAUUUUUCUUUACUCAUGGAUUGUCUCCUGGUUUCUCAUUCACCCACUUUGUUAUGGACACAGUCACUCUUCUGUUCUCUGGUGAUGUCUGAGUGUCUCAGUGCCCCUUGAAGAUUUUCCCCCAGAACCAAGCCAUGAUUUCCCUCAGGCUUUAGCCAGGAAGAUUUUGUGGCUGACUGACAGACUUGAUAUGUCACAAAAAUGAAAUACUUUUUUCUUUUAUACUUCUCACAUUUACAUUUUUUUUAAUUUGUAUUAAAUGACACCAUACAACUGGUUCAAGAGGAAAUAUACAAUUUGUUUUGCAAUUUUGCUCUAAUUCAGGGGAGAGCAAAAUCGAAAAGGUAAAUUUUUCACAGAUCCGGGAAGCCAAGCUUUGCGGGAAAACCACCUCUGGGUGUUGGGACGGAACAUCGACACCGUAACCCUGUUUCCCAGAGGACCAUAUAUCCUGCUGCAAAAGUGAUGUCACGUCCUGUGGAGCUGGUAGUGAUGUCACUGUUGGGUUCUCCCUCAGAAGAGCUCACAUGUAGACUCACUUGAACACUUCAACACCAGAAAAACUCAAACAACCUGUUUUUGGCAAUCAAAUCUGGGAUUUUUGUUUCUCUUUAGCAUAUAAAAAAAAAAAGAAAGAAGCUUAGUUUGGCUUUUUCUGGUCCAAACUGUGUUGGAGCUUCCAUGUUCGCAAUUUUGACUUUUUAGUUUUUAUCUUCAGUCUUAUGCACCUGUCUUUGAGGUCCAGUGUUUUUGCCCUCUUCCUGUGGAAAUGGAGAGAUCCUCAGGCUGAAGACAGAACUAAGGGAGAAUAGAAAAAAAACUUUGACCUAUACAGAACUUUACAAAAUGUUUUAGCUCCUUUUUCUGAUGAGGUCAUCACCAAUCUAAAUAAUUGUACAAAAGAAAUGUCUCUCUUAAAUUAGUCUCUUGAAUAUAUAAAAUAUAUUUCCAUAACGCCUGUACAAAGCUGCUGCAGUUGACAAGCCUAUUGAGACAGACCUGAAAACUUACUGUCAGAUGUUUUGGGAGGUCAUUGGUCUGUUGUCAUUUUUGAUUUUAGUUUUAUCUUAAUUUUUAACAUUAAUGUGUAUUGUGAUGAAUUGGAGAACAGACUUGUCCAGCUGUAGGGGCUUACUGUCCUACCUUACCAGGUCAUGUCCAGGAGGACAACCUGAACAGUACCAGGUCAUGUCCAGGAGGUCAGCCUGAACCGUUUCUCAGUUGUGGCUUGUUCAAAUAGCAGACAACAAACGCUGGUGUUUUCAGUGCAAACUUGGCCGCGGUAGCGUUUCUAGUUGAGGUCUCACCUUGGAAGGGGAGAGUCAUUCAGUCGCCAAUGUAGUUUAGAAGCCACUCCUGUGCUAGCACCAGGUACAUCCUCUGUUACAGCUGUAGGUUUGAACCAGCCUUUGUGCUACUAACUGCUGUUAGACAGUUGGGAGGGGGGGUUAAAGCAGCCCUGUCUUGUUUUGGGACUAGUUGUUUAUUAUGGAUUUACUUUAGAGGGGCUGUUCAGUCAGGCCGUGUAGGAAGAUCGAGCCACUUUAAAGAAUUACAAUUUCUUUGCCUUGUAUUGCAAAACGAUACAAGCUUAUGUUUGUUGCAAGAUUUUUACUUGCGUGAGAAAAGUUGUUUUAAAUAAGAGAAUAGAGAGUGUAGCAACAGACAGCGUUUUGGCCUCUGUUUAUCUUUUUAUAAAUUUUAGAUUUGAAUUCUUCUCUUUAAGGUGGCUCACUGAUGCUUUCAACUCUUGUGCAAAUUAAAGACGAGAAUGAGUUGAAAUUCAUUGUGCCUUUUGUUUUUCAUUUACACAAAGAUAAAGUUAUUGCUCUCGGAAAGGCAAACAACUGCUAAUGGAAAAAGAACCAAAAGUCUAGAAGCUGUUGAAGCAUCGGAAAUGUGGGGCAUCUGAUUUAUUCUUUAUUGCUGGAGUUUGUCCCGGGAUUGAUCAAUGCUGCUCUCUGUUGUAGAGGGCAAAUGUUCUACUCUCAUUUAAAUAUAUAUUAUAUAUUUAUAAGGCUGAGCAUUGUAACCCGUUAUGACAUCACAGUGCUACCCUGUAUCCCGUACUUAACCAGUAACACACCAUAAACUCAUCUACGCCACAUUCUGCUAAUAAAUCAGGGGAUAAUGAUGACGACAUCACUUCCUCCCAUCUCGCCCUCAGGACAUGGUCUCUGUAUUACUGAUCCUAACCAAAAUAAACUUGCUGUUAGCCGUUGGAAACUCA